Vanderwaltozyma polyspora DSM 70294 is the source of this 1254-nucleotide messenger RNA. It is a transcript of the gene BBP1, whose product is annotated as Bbp1p. NCBI's taxonomy places the organism in Eukaryota, Fungi, Ascomycota, Saccharomycetes, Saccharomycetales, Saccharomycetaceae. The record is from RefSeq and is a predicted model, not a curated record. The transcript has a single exon. Bases 1 to 1254 code for a protein of 417 amino acids.
AUGGGUAGCCAGAAGAAUUACCUUUCGGAUGAUAGCACUGGUGGUGGAUUUGGCGUAUUGUUUAAAUGGACCAAGGAUGCAUUAUUUGGAUCUAGGAUUACACCAAGCAGGAAGUACAAGGAAUUUGCACAAGAUGAUACCAAUUACAAGAUAAAACGUAGUGUUGGUAAGAGUGCUGUUGGUCGUCGAUCGAGGUCUAAUUCGUGGUCAGGUCUCGAUUCUUCUUUUUAUCAGAAAUAUGAUUUAUUGGAAGAUGAAGACGAAGACGAUGAUGAAAAGGUAUUUGGAAUGCCCUCUCAUCUUGUCGGUAGUGGUGGUAGUCGUAGUUGUAAUGGAGAUGAUAUUGUUGGUAAAGCAGUGCCGUUUGGGCUUGAUUCUCAGAGAAGAAAACGAUUGCAGUCUCUGCUGGAUCCAGUAGAUUUGCAUCCUAUGCGUGAAGAUGUGGAUACUUUUGCAAACAAUUUGAAAUUCCACAAUACUAGUAAACUAGAUUCGUUUGACGAUCUCAUGCAAACACCUAGACAGGAUAAAGAGUUUAUUUCUAAAUUGUUUGGGAAGGACACUGGAAACGAACCAGAACCGAUGUCAUACAGGCAAUUUCCUGGGAAAUUCCCAUCUCCUGGGAAAAACCCAACUUCUUCUACUAAGAUCAAACAAGUUGAUCAUACCGAUGAAUAUUUACAAUUGUUAGACAAACUGGAUAAGAAUAGUAAGAUGAUAGAUUCAUUGAACAGAGAAGUGCAAAACAAAAAACAACAGACAAAAUUGCAAGAGUCUAACUAUAAGAAUAAAUAUAUGCAAACGAGGAACGAAUUGAUCAAUGAACUGAGACAUUCCAAAAAAUUAUAUGACAAUUACUACAAACUUUUUCAAAAAUACCAACAAUUGAAGAUAAUAAGCAAAGAGUCCUUAGAAUUACAAAAUAGGAUUCCUACACUCGACGACAGACUUGUCAAUGAAACAUUGGUAAAAGAUAGAAAAAUCAACGAAUUACAAAAACGAAUACAAUCAUUGCAGAUAGCAAAUGAGAACCUAACGACACAAAGAGAAAUCGAUAUUCUAAAGUAUGAAUCAAGGAUCAAAGAAUUAGAAGCAAAAUUGAUUCUACAAAAUGAUGUCCAUUCCCAAUUUCACCAUAGCACUUCCACAUAUAACAACAAUAAUGAAUUCCUGAAUACAGACUACGAUAUAGAUACCUUGGACACAUCCUUCUCGCGGCAUCUCAACAUCAACAAUACCAAUUAUAAGCCAUAG